AUGUGGAGAAUAUCAUCCCUUUGGAAACCGGCGGUGGUUAAUCAGAGAAACAAGAAGUCGGCCACAAUUCCAAUUUUGAAUGUGUUCGAUAUUUACGGACGGAAUUUUCUAUUCGCAUGGCUUGGAUUUUUGGUUUGCUUUUUGUCCUGGUUUGGAGUUCCUCCUCUUAUGACUAAAAUGAUCAAGCGUGAUUUGAAGCUUACAGCAGUUGACAUCGCCAAUAAUAACAUAUGUGGUUUGUCUGCCACUCUUUUGGGCCGGUUUGUUAUGGGCCCUGUGUGUGACAGAUACGGUCCACGUUGGGGAAUGAUCUCAAUCCUUUUGAUUGGUGCUAUCCCUACAGCGUUUAUGCCGUUAGUGAACAAUGUCUCCGGAUUGCAUGCAAUAAGAUUUUUCAUUAGUAUUUUAGGUUCAUCAUUUGUUUGUUGCGCUCAAUAUGUUAAUGCCUUUUUUGACAACAAUAUUAUCGGUACCGCCAAUGCAGUUGCUGCAGGUUGGGGAAAUUCCGGGGCUGGUAUUGCCUUUUUUGUCAUGCCUGCCAUUGCAAGUGCGCUUCUUAAUAACGAUGGCUAUUCUCUACACAAAGCUUGGUCUUUAUCCUUUGUUAUUGGUCCGUUCUUAAUAUUGCUGUUUGUCGCUUUCUUGCUUCUCUUUUUUGGACAAGAUUGCCCAAUGGGAAAAUGGUCGCGAAGGAGUGAUAUUCUCGGUGUUAAUCAGAACAACACGCUCAUUAAAACUGUUUCUCUCUCUAAGCACGGAAAAGUCCUUUCAAUUACGGCAUCUGCUGUUGGAGUGACUGGUGUCGAUGAUCCGGCUGCUGCUAAUAAGAUUUUGGUGAAUAAAGAUUCGAAUGAUGAAAAGAAAUACCUCAACGACGAAGCUCAGGAUAGCGAGGAAAACGACGUGGAUAUCGAAGACCUUAUCAGUAAGGAUGAAAUUAUCAGAGAUCCAACGUUUUGGGACGUUGCCAAAAUAUCAUUUGCACCCCGUACGCUUUUGUGUGCUUUGCCGUAUCUUACUACCUUUGGUACAGAGCUUGCUGUUGAAUCCAUCUUAUCCGCUUUGUAUGAACAGCAUGAAAAGUUAUGGCCGAUGAAAAAAGCGGGCGAUUGGGCAUCUAUGAUGGGCUUAUUAAAUGUUGUCACUAGACCUCUUGGAGGAUUUAUUUCAGAUAUUUUGUAUCAUCAUUUCAAAAGUACGAAAGCUAAAAAGUUCUGGAUGCUUUUCUGCGGUGUUGUGCAGGGUAUCUUUUUAAUCUGGAUAGGUUUUAGACCUCAUCUUAGUAUAGCUGGAUUAAUUACUGCACUUUCGUUCAUGGCAUUGUUUAUGGAGAUGGCCAAUGGUGCUAAUUUCGCUGUCGUUCCAUUCAUUAACAAAGCACAUACCGGAUUGAUUAGCGGAUCCACGGGUGCAUUCGGAAAUGCAGGUGGUAUUUUUUUCAGUUUGGUUUUCAGAUUUACUAUCGUUAACGGAAAAAACAACUACUUCAGAGGCUUUUGGAUCAUUGGAAUUUGUUCUAUCGUCGUGAACUUGGCUGUUUGCUUGAUUCCAAUCAGAGAGGAAAGACCAAAGAAAAUCAGAACUGAGAUGUCUUGUGCUUAA
This is a messenger RNA of Brettanomyces bruxellensis, 1602 nucleotides long. RefSeq lists its product as uncharacterized. Gene Ontology annotation, molecular function: nitrate transmembrane transporter activity; nitrite transmembrane transporter activity. The transcript has a single exon. The coding region runs from base 1 to 1602 and encodes 533 amino acids. Lineage: Eukaryota; Fungi; Ascomycota; Pichiomycetes; Pichiales; Pichiaceae. The record is from RefSeq and is a predicted model, not a curated record. Gene Ontology annotation, biological process: nitrite transport; nitrate transmembrane transport. Gene Ontology annotation, cellular component: membrane.